UACACGCACCGGAAGUGAUGGCGCUACGAACGCCUUUGGUUUAGUGCACCUGCGCCGCGAGCUCUUCCGGCAGCUGUGUUGCGCAAAUGGUGGAGAAGAAAACGUGUGUGCGUUCCCAGGACCCUGGCCAGCGGCGGGUGCUGGACCGGGCAGCCCGGCAGCGUCGAAUCAACAGGCAGCUCGAGGCCUUGGAGAAUGACAACUUCCAGGACGACCCCCACGCGGGUCUCCCCCAGCUCGGCAAGAGGCUGCCUCAGUUUGAUGAUGAUGCGGACACUGGAAAGAAAAAGAAGAAAACGCGCGGUGAUCACUUUAAACUUCGCUUCCGAAAGAACUUCCAGGCCUUGCUGGAGGAGCAGAACCUGAGUGUGGCUGAGGGCCCCAAUUACCUGACGGCCUGCGCAGGGCCCCCAUCCCGGCCCCAGCGCCCCUUCUGUGCUGUGUGCGGCUUCCCCUCCCCAUACACCUGUGUCAGCUGUGGCGCCCGCUACUGCACCGUGCGCUGUCUGGGCACCCACCAGGAGACCAGGUGUCUGAAGUGGACGGUGUGAGCCUAAUGUCCCUAGAAGGAAGCCCCAGUCCCCCACCAGCCUCUGAAGAGCAUGACCAAGAGGGGCGCCCCCUGAUGGAGGAGCUGUUCACUCAGCCACAAAGCUGUGUCUUGCCCAGGAGGCAAGGCUUCCUCAGGAACUGUGGGCAGGGGGCCAGCCGCAGAGCACUAUGGGAAUAAAAGGCCUGGUGCCAAGAGCC
Molecule: messenger RNA, 750 nt
Organism: Chinchilla lanigera (long-tailed chinchilla)
Lineage: Eukaryota; Metazoa; Chordata; Mammalia; Rodentia; Chinchillidae
Gene: Znhit1
Product: zinc finger, HIT-type containing 1
Exons: 5
Coding region: 87-551 (154 amino acids)
Biological process (GO): chromatin remodeling
Cellular component (GO): Swr1 complex
Molecular function (GO): nucleosome binding
Source: RefSeq, a predicted model, not a curated record